AUGCUAGCUAAUUACCCUAGUUUCCCCUAUGCUGAAGAUGAAAACCAGGCAUAUGCGCAACAAAUGAGCUCCACAUGGAAGUUUUAUUUACCCGAAGACUCCAGACCUCACGGUCUAAUGAUCGAUUCCGUGGUGAAAAGAAUGCCCUGGACUGCCGACUUCUCGGUCGCUUCCAAGGAGAGACAAAUCCGUCUGCUCCGCCCGGAAGGCGACAACUGGCAGAAAAAAUGCACCCAGAUCCUUGACUAUCAAGUCCAGCUUGCCAGGGAGAAGGGCGCAUUCCCGAAGCUUGGGAAGCAUCGUGGAGAACAAUUUCCUAUAGUAGGUGCCAAGUUUCCCGUGGGAAUAGACCGGUCUGCCUUCUCUUUGUUUGGGCUGGUUGGUCGUGGGGUCCACAUGACCGCGUAUACGCAGCAAGGCCAUGAGUACAGGUUCUGGGUGCCGCAGAGGAACUUGGAAAAGUCAACAUAUCCUGGUAUGCUGGAUAAUACCGUCGCUGGGGGGAUGGCUAUCGGGGAGGAGCCAUUCGAAUGCCUCAUUCGCGAGGCAUCGGAGGAGGCUGGUAUGUCUGAGGAGCAGAUUCGGAGGGACACCCUAGCAGUGGGCACUGUCACCUGGAUGAAUAUCAGUGAUGAGAGAGCUGGGGGCGAGUCUGGGCUAAUAAACCCGGGGGUCCUUUUUGUCUAUGAUCUCCAAGUUAGCGAGAGUGCAACUUUCAAGCCCGUGGAUGGUGAUGUUCAAGCGUUCCAUUUAAUGAAUACUCACGAUGCAAAGGUGGCGAUGUUAGAUGGAAAGUUCAAACCAGCGAGUGCCAACGUUCUGUUGGACUUUAUGGUCCGGCACGGUCUGAUCACUGCAGAGGAGGAGCCGGCCUACACGGAGAUUGUGUCUCGAUUGCAUCGAAAGUUGCCACUUUCGACGAUAUCUUUGAGCCCCCAAUAA
Molecule: messenger RNA, 942 nt
Organism: Penicillium odoratum
Lineage: Eukaryota; Fungi; Ascomycota; Eurotiomycetes; Eurotiales; Aspergillaceae
Product: putative thiamine pyrophosphokinase
Exons: 1
Coding region: 1-942 (313 amino acids)
Molecular function (GO): 8-oxo-dGDP phosphatase activity
Source: RefSeq, a predicted model, not a curated record